UUUACCUAAUAUAUUUCUGACGUGCAAAUACACAAUAAAAAAAAACUAUUUCCUCAAAAACUCAACAGUGACACACGUGAAGAGGAAGGAGGAGGGCUUCACUCGGUGUGUCUGGUUAGACACUAAUGUGCGGAUCUCAUAUGACCAACAUUUCAAAUGGAGGAAUCAUCUCUACAGCUGCUGCUGGCCUCUCUGACUGUGAGACCCAGCAGAUCUCAGCUGUUUGAAGGACAGUCUGUCUCUCUGAGCUGUGAGGAGGACGACAGCUCUGCUGGAUGGACUCUGAGGAGGAACACAACCAGAGACACCAGAGCUGAGUGUAAAGACUGGGGAAUAUCUGCUGGUUCUUCCUGUAACAUCGACUACAUGGUCCCAUCGGACAGUGGAGUUUACUGGUGUGAGUCCAGAGAGGGAGCAACCAGUAACAGCAUCACCAUCACCUUCACUGGUGGACCAGUGAUCCUGCAGAGUCCUGUCCUCCCUGUGAUGGAGGGAGAAGACCUCACUCUGACUUGUAAAACAAAGAUGUCCUCCAACCUCCCAGCUGAUUUCUAUAAAGAUGGCUCCUUCAUCAGGACUGAGCCUACACGUAACAUGACCAUCCACCAUGUUUCCAGGUCUGAUGAAGGCCUCUACAAGUGCAACAUCAGCAGUGUUGGAGAGUCUCCACCCAGCUGGGUCUCUGUCACAGGUGAGGAGGUUAAAGAGAAACCCACGACUACAACCUCCGCCACCUCAGACUACACCACUUCUUCCCCUCCCCCCUCCAGUCCCGGCUCCUCUCCUCGUCCCCCCGUUGUCUGGUCCACUGUUCCAGUCGGUGUCCUGGUUCUCCUGGUUCUCCUGGUUCUCCUGGUUCUCCUGGUUCUCCCGGUUCUCCUGGUUCUCCUGGUUCUCCUGCUGAGACGAUGCAUCCGUAGGAAACCUAAAGCUGCUGAAGUAGAAGCUGGAGAAGAUGACGUCACAUACAGUGAUGUCACAAUAUCACGUAACCUGCAGCAGCCAAUCAGAUGGAGCAGAGAGAGUGAUUCAGUGGAAAUCUACUCCGGAGUGAGAACAACAUACGUCAGUUAUGGAGAAAUAGUGAUCAAAGACAAGAAAUCAAACAGGAAGAGAGAGAGUGAUUCUACUGCAAUCUACUCCGGAGUGAGAACAACAGACGUCAGUUAUGGACAAAUAGUGAUCAAAGACAAGAAGACAAACAGGAAGAGAGAGUCUCCAGCAGAGCCAGAGGUCCUCUACUCCUCACUGAGGAAGACCUGAACACCAUCACACCAGUCCAACCAGUGGAGUCCAGCCGGCCAAUCACUGGUCCCCAGAGACCCUCACAUCUACAUCUGUUUGGCCCGGCAUAUUUUUUCGGAGAUUUUAAACCUUUGCGAGCACAAAAAGGUCAGUCUGGUCAUUGAAUCAACUGGCUUUAGAAGUCCCAAGGUAGAGGAACAAACUGUUGGGUCAGCCAUAUGUUCCCACAUUUCUAAGAUUUUUCUAGGAUUAGGGUUAAGUUUGCAAUAAACAAAGAGAUGGGCACACCAGAUUUAGCUAAAAGCUACAUUCCAUCUGUAGUCCAUUGCUACUGGAUAAUAGGUUGGGUGUAAUUGGCUACCAAAUUGGGAGAAAGGGGGGUAAAAUCUGAUACAAAUUUAUGAAAACUCUUUUGCAGUUGCUGCCCCGAGACUUUGGAACAAGUCACCACCUGACAUUUACACCAUUACAGACAUCGCUCUUCUGAAAUCCAAACUUAAAACUUCUUUAUUUAGAAUGGCUUUUAAUGCACAGUAGCGUUGCAGCAUUAUCUCUUUCUUUCUCCUGUUUUUAUGCAACAGUUUCAGAUUUUACUGUAUUCUAUGUUUUACUCUUUUUGUUGUACGGCAUGUUUUAUUUUUGGUCCUUCAAGCACUUUGGAUACCUGUUGAUUGCUGUGAAGCACUAUGAAUAAAUGUUGAUUAAUUUUAAGGCUAAAUUAGCCUAAUGCAGCUACAAAUAGACAAACAACUCACAUUUUAAGCAUUUUUGCAUUCUUUAGAUGUGUUAAGUUCAAACAAAUGCUUCUUUAUUUAAAGUCAUAGAUUUGUUCAUCUGUAAGUCUUUCAUACGUUUGUUAUUGAAGUUUCCUUUGCAGCAGGGGGAAAUUUCAGAGUUUAGUAAA
Perca flavescens (yellow perch) is the source of this 2149-nucleotide messenger RNA. RefSeq names its product low affinity immunoglobulin gamma Fc region receptor II-like. Gene Ontology annotation, molecular function: transmembrane signaling receptor activity. The record is from RefSeq and is a predicted model, not a curated record. Gene Ontology annotation, cellular component: external side of plasma membrane. Gene Ontology annotation, biological process: cell surface receptor signaling pathway; immune response. The transcript has 8 exons. The coding region runs from base 157 to 1263 and encodes 368 amino acids. Lineage: Eukaryota; Metazoa; Chordata; Actinopteri; Perciformes; Percidae.